UUUCCAUUAACGUGUCAACAACAUUUAAACGUAAUGAAAUAUUAAAAUACAUCGUAUUAAUAAUGCAUGUACUGUCAUGUAUAAUUGAUUUUUAAAGCUAUAACUCAUCAGAAUCUUUAAAAGAAAUAAAUGACUACGAGUUUGUAACUCUUGUGAAAAAGUUUGUAAAGUUGCUAGUUUAUAAUUGUGCAAGAAAACCCGGUUUAUAGGAAUCUUUUUUUGUUUACUGGUCAGAUGCGACAUCACUCUUAGUGAUGUCGCACUUACGUAUCUUCAGCCCUGCGUGCACGCGUACGUGUGCACGAAAUACCUGUAGAGCGCACUAUAUUUAUAGCUAGAGAUAAAUAUACAUUUUGGCAUCGGUCCAGAUCAUAUACGUGCGGGUCUGAGGCGAGUUAGGGCCUAACCCCCGUAAUAGCAGCACCGUAUCAGCGGUAUUAGUGACGUCUGUCGACGUCUGUGAUCGUUGCAAGUACUUAUUUAGAGAGAAAGAGAGAGAGAUAGAGGGGAAGAAGAAAGAAGGAAAAAAAAAAAAUAAGUGUGCAAGUGAAGAACAAUCGAAACAUGUAAAACGUACCGCGAAAUUUAAGAGACACUUUGAACAAGUGCAUUCGUUACGCCUAGUGAUAAGAUUAGACGUCGAGAUUACUUCACGUAUUAUGCGCUGCUGCUGGCCGAUUUCGUUCGUCUAGAGAACUAGAAGGGAUUUCCCUUAUGUCGUAUCCUCGAAAUGGAAGGUGCGCUCGUGAACAGAGGGCUCGAGUAUUCUUAACGACGCCUGCGACAAAUUUAAUCGCACCCGCUGGCUGUAUUUGGGUGAACGUCGAUCAAGUAAACUCUACUCCCGUCAGUAUCGAUUGUCCAUUGAACAAGCUGUUUACACGUUAGAAUCUUGAAACACACGCCGGGACGUAUCUUGCGACCCAUGUGACGCUCGCAUACGAGAUAUGCCUCUGCCGGAAAUCAUUUUUGAUUACCAAUUUUCUCUAGUUUUCGCUCGUUUACGGUGAAUGCACCACAUGUAUUCCUCGAAGAAAGGAGAUCCUCUCUGUCCCCUUGGUUUCCAUCCGCAAGUGCGAUGGCCGACCCGUUGCAAAAGAUGCUUCAGAGAUUACAAGGAACACGGAGGGAAGAAAGAUAGUUUGAGGGAUAUCGCAUCAUCGUCUCCAAGUUUAUCGUACGACCAAUCUUCAGGCCGAUCUGCCGAAAAUGGGAAGCGUGGUUGGUCCUCGGCAACGAACUUGGCAAAGGAUGAUUUUAGAGGAAGUUCCGAGUCGUCGUACGCGGCGACUGGUUGGACUUCGCUCAUGGAUCUCUCCGCUAUCGACAACGAAGAAGAGAGAUUGGAAGAUAGGAGGCCAACGAAGUUACAGAUCAAAGAAGUCAUUGAUAACAGCAACGAGAGCGCUUCGGAGAAUGAUGUCGAGUUUAUAAUCCAGGUGAAGAAGUCGAAGGUCGGCUGUUCGAAAAGCAGCGAAAAGAAUGGGGAACGGCGAAUAAAAAGCGAGGAAUGGACGGAAAAAACCGAGGUCGAGCAGUUAAGGCUACAAGUGAGAGAAUUACAAGCACGAUGCGAGAGAGUGGAGAAGGAGAAGAGCGAGAUCUUAAUGAGGCGGUUGUCAACCAUGGAAACCAUAUCGAGCAAGGCUUCGCCGAAUGAAAUACAAAAGCUACAGAAGAAAAACGAAGCGCUCGUGCAAGAAAAGAACAGUUUAUUGACCAAGAUCAGAGAGUUGGAGAAAGAAGUGAACUCAAAAAUAAUCAGAGGAGAACGAGAUCGGGAAAAGGACGAGCUACGCUCGAAAUUGAAGGCGGCGGAGAACUUGUGCGAGAACUUGAUGGAUGAGAACGAAGACAUGAAGAAAGAAAUCCGACAACUGGAGGAGGAGAUAUACGAACUGCAAGAUACUUUUAGGGAUGAGCAAGCGGACGAGCACGUUCGUUUGCGAAAAAGUUUGGAACAGUCGAAUAAGAAUUGUCGAAUCCUGUCGUUUAAGCUGCGGAAAGUCGAGCGGAAGGUGGAGGAGCUAGAAACUGAGAAGACUAAUUUGGAGAAAAAAUAUGACGAGACGAAGAAGGUCGAGGAAACGUUGCAAAAGAUUAAAGGGGAGUUUCAAAACAGGCCUCUGAAAAAGGCAACUGAAUUUACGACUAAAGUACAGUUGAAAAAGAUGGUGGAGGAGAUGGAAAAAGAAAUAGGAGAUAUGAUGAUUGUCUUCACGAAUAUCUCUGACGGGAAAGAUGUAAACAUCCAGGAUAUGAAACUCAAGGACAACCACGCGAAAUACGACAAACUUUCAAAGGAGCACGAAUUACUUAAGGAGAAGCUCGAUUCUGUUAUGAAAGAAUUAUCGGAUGAGAAAGAGAAAAAGAAAUCGAAUGUUAAGAUAGAAGAAAAAAGUACAGACUUGCAGAACAUGAAAAAGAAACUGGAGGAGGUAGUGACAUUGAGAGAAAACGAAAGGAAAGCAUGGGAUCAGGAGAAAACAGCACUGCUUGAGGAGAAAGACAAGUUGAAGUCGAAGCUCCUCUCUCUAUCCGCGGAGAAACUCAAAGUGUACAAUGAGACUGUACAACUGAAGAAGGAUCUGGAAACAGCAAAGACGUUGGAAAACGAUGGUGUAAAGUUGGAGAAAACGAUAAGCGAUUUGAAGAAAGAAUUGCUUCAGGAACGAGAUAAGUCCAAGAAGCUGCAGGAUGACUUGUCAGCGUAUACGGAACGAGAAUCAAAAAUGAAACAAUCAAUGACAUCGGUUGAACAAACAAAGACUAAGCUUGACAGUGAAUUAAAACGCUUGAAGAAGGAAUUGGAGAAUACAAAAACGUCCAAUUCCACGAAAAUAAAUGACCUGACCUCGGAGGUCGCGGAAUUGAAGAAAGAAAGGGAAAAAUUAUUGUCACAGAUCGAUCAGGAAAAAGAAUCGAAGGAGAGUGAACUUGCAACCCUAAAAAAGAAGAUUAGCACGUUGGAGAAAACAGGAAUGAAUACAAAACGCAUGAAUGAAAUGAGACACACGUACAAUGAAAAGAUUUUAAUGUCUUACAUUUCAGAUUUGGAAAACGAACUGAAGAAAGGGCAGAUAGAGUACGACAAUUUAAACGAGAAGUUCAAGGAAUUGACAAAUUUAAGAAAGCAAUAUGAAUCGGAUAACGAAAUUCUCAAUAGUAAAUUGCGAGAACAAAGUACAGAACUGAUGGGUAUUCGCAAAGAAUUGGAAUCAAUGCGACAGUCAACGAAACUAAAAGAAAGCGAAUGGCGAUCGGAAAAGUCAGCUCUAGAAAAUCGUCUGCGGGAGAGCGAAAUGCCAAACAAAAUUUUGAUAACAGAUUUGAACAAUGACAUAAACAAUCUGAAAAAAGAAAACAAUACGUUAGUAACACGAUUGGAAGAUUUAAGAAAAGCGAAUGACGACCUUUCUGACAAAUUGAAAGAUUACGAAGCAGUGUCAAAGAUUCAUCAAGUUCUGACGCCAGACACCACGGCUCUGGAGUCAGAGAUACGAAAAUUGAAGAACGCCCUUGAGAACAUGGAAAAAGCGAAGAAAGCUGAUUUAGCUCAAUGCAAAAUGCGUUACGAGCAUAGAAUUGCUGCUAUCAACGAUGAAAUUCAAGCCAUUCAAAAUCAAUUGUCCAGGUACAAACGCGAGCGCGACACGUACAAACAUAUGUUAGAAGGUGCACAGAAAACUAUCGCAGAGUUAAAGUCUGCUAAAGGCAGACAGUCGAAUGCAUCUUCUGGGAAGUCUGACGAGGAAGAGGAAGUGUCUGGCGCGAGUAAAUUGGUUCUAGAAAGGCAAAUCAACAGCUUGGAAGACGAGCUUUCUGAAACAAGACUAGAAACAUCUAGAUUGAAAGCCGAGUUGGUGUCUGAAAAGUCGGCGAGUCACGUUAAAGUAUCUGAAUUGCAAUCGCGAAUUAACGAGCUCGAAGAAGAGAAAGUGCUCACUAGUGGCAGAACAAAAAUCCCAGGACUGAAAGUUCGUAUGGAGUUAGCGUGGCAAAAAGAGAGGGAAGAGCAUCAGAGGCUACUGCAGGAGACUGCUACGCUGGCGAGGGAUUUGCGACAAACUUUAUUUGAACUUGAAAGAGAACGUUCCAAGGAACGACUGGAAAAUAAGAGACGACAAGACCAAUUGAAAAAGGUGUACGACGAAGAGAAGGAAGAGAGCAAGAAAAAAUUGUUGGAGUUACAAUGCGAUUUGCUUGAAUUAAGGGACGCUCAUGCGAAAUUAAGGACUAGCAACGAGAAAAUGAGACGCGAAAAGGAACGUCACGAGAAGGAGAGGGAAGAACUCAAAGAUGUGAUUUUAAAGAAAUACAAACAGGAGCAGAUCGAAAUGCGAAAUCUCAAUGUACUGAUGCAACAAGUUAAUGACUUAAUGAAACUGUUCCCCGAGUUGAACGGGAUAGCAGAAAAUGGCACUGCAAAUACUUACACACCGACUCCACCGAGACGAUUAAAAGGGCCAAAAUCGAGAGAAUCGUCGCCAUUGUCGGAUUCGAGAAGCGACAUAAGGGGUUCAAAUUCUCAACUUGGUGAAAGAACAGAAAAGUUAGAAUACACUGUUAAAAAGUUAAUGGACGUGGCGAAAGAGUUGAAAGAAUCGAAGAAAGCAGCGGACGAAAUAAACACAACACGAUUGAAAAAACUUGGCAAGAGAUCAACAUCUGUGGAAAGUGAUCCGGGUAAAGGUAUAACAACAUCUCGUUCGAAACCACGUUUAAAAAGAAAGAGUCUAUCUUUGGAACAGACAUCAGCACGAAAUGAAGAAUCACGCAUUUGGGGCACUGAUAGCAACAUGUCCAGUUUGCAAUCAUUAGAAAGUUCGGAUGCUGAAGGACGAGCUCUAAGUUUGCAGAGAGAUUCCAGUGUUGACAGUCGCCUCUCUACUGGUUCUACUAAGAGCGAGAUGUUGGAGCGAGAAAAGAAGCACAGUAAAGGUAUAAUAAAAAAGAUAACGACCAAAUUGACUAAAUCAGCUAGCAUGGAUGACCCAAAUAUUUCCAUGGACCUUUCUCUUCAGACAUCGGGAUCGGAGACAAGUAUCAAUGAAAAGACUGAAAAGAAAAAUCUGAAGAAAAAGUUGACAGAUAUGUUCAAAAGAAGUUCAAGAAGCAACAGCGUAGAGAAGAAGAUAAAUUCCACGAGUCAAAGUAGGCCGGCAUCGAGAAACUCCACAACCUCGAACAAAUAAUUCAAUCACAAAUUCUAAAGAGAAUAUAGCAUUACCGACACUAUAAUAUCGUUAAAUUGUACAACGAUAAAAAAAAUUCUAAGCAUUAAAUAAUGUAAAAAUAAAAACAUAUAAGGAUAUAUAUUCUUGUAUAUAUCGAACUAUCUCAAUAUCGGAUUUGCACAAGCAUUUUCAAAUAUUUCAUUGAACAUAUACAAGGCACCGUACGAUGAUGCAAAUAAAAUGGAACGUAUAAUAAAUACUUCAUUU
Frieseomelitta varia is the source of this 5444-nucleotide messenger RNA. Its product is annotated as myosin-10. The transcript has 30 exons. NCBI's taxonomy places the organism in Eukaryota, Metazoa, Arthropoda, Insecta, Hymenoptera, Apidae. Bases 1011 to 5195 code for a protein of 1394 amino acids. The record is from RefSeq and is a predicted model, not a curated record.